CUUCUCCGGGCGCAUGCGCAGCGGGGCCGUGGGUGUGCGCGGCGUACGGCACCGCGCCAGUCCUGCUGACAUGGGCUGUUCGUCGCAGCUGCUGUUCCUGCUGUCACUCCUGGUCAGCGCGUGGCUCAGGCUAGUGUCUCACUCUGUCGCCCAGGAUGGAGUGCAAUGGCGCAAUCUCAGCUUACUGCCACCUCUGCCUCCCAGGUUCAAGCGAUUCUCCUGCCUCAUGCCUCAGCCUCCCAAGUAGCUGUGACUACAGGAAAUGGCCAGGCUACUAGCAUGGUCCAACUGCCAGGUGGGAGAUUCCUGAUGGGAACAAAUUCUCCAGACAGCAGAGAUGGCGAAGGGCCUGUGCGGGAGGUGACAGUGAAACCCUUUGCCAUUGACAUAUUUCCUGUCACCAACAAAGAGUUCAGGGAUUUUAUCAGGGAGAAAAAGUAUCGGACAGAGGCUGAGAUGUUUGGAUGGAGCUUCGUCUUUGAGGGCUUUGUCUCCGAUGAGCUGAGAAACAAAGCCACCCAGCCCAUGAAGCCUGUACUCUGGUGGCUUCCAGUGGAAAAGGCAUUUUGGAGGCAGAGGCCGACGGGAAUAUCAGGAAAUCGCUCAGCCGUCCUGUUUUCGCUGCCCGAAUCCUGUUUCCUGCUACCCGUCCAUUUCUCCCUGCCGUCUCCCGUAGUCUCUCUUCUGGCUCCGGAUGCCCCUCACUUGCCCGGCUCUCUUCCAGCUCCCCUACUCCAUCUACUGCCUGCAGGUCCUGGCUCUGGCAUCCGAGAGAGACUGGAGCACCCAGUGUUACACGUGAGCUGGAAUGAUGCCCGUGCCUACUGUGCUUGGCGGGGAAAACGGCUGCCCACCGAGGAAGAGUGGGAGUUUGCUGCCCGAGGGGGCUUGAAGGGUCAGGUUUACCCAUGGGGGAACCGGUUCCAGCCAAACCGCACCAACCUGUGGCAGGGAAAAUUCCCCAAAGGGGACAAGGCUGAGGACGGCUUCCAUGGAGUCUCCCCAGUGAAUGCUUUCCCUGCCCAGAACAGCUACGGGCUCUAUGACCUCCUGGGCAAUGUGUGGGAGUGGACAGCAUCUCCAUACCAGGCCGCUGAGCAGGACAUGCGCGUCCUUCGGGGGGCAUCCUGGAUCGACACAGCUGAUGGCUCUGCCAAUCACCGGGCCCGGGUCACCACCAGGAUGGGCAAUACUCCAGAUUCAGCCUCAGACAACCUGGGCUUCCGCUGUGCAGCAGACACAGGCCGGCCGCCGGGGGAGCUGUGAGCAGCCGGGCGGUGACAAGGAGAAAAGCCCUUCGGGGUCACUGUCAUUCUCUGGCCAUGUUGCAAACACAGCCCAGGUCCACGCUCAGGAGCCUCAGCCUCGGGAAGAAACUUCCCCUUUCCUGUCUCCCAUCCCUCUGUGGCAGGAGAGGACUCAGCCUGCUGUGUCUUGGAGCGGGGGCCUAAUGUGUUGAUGGUGGCUGGGAGCUCGGUGUUUCUCUUUGAAGCCGAGUAUCGACACGGGGGUAAACACGGAAACAGUUGAACAGAA
Messenger RNA from Callithrix jacchus (white-tufted-ear marmoset), 1536 nucleotides. Lineage: Eukaryota; Metazoa; Chordata; Mammalia; Primates; Cebidae. The record is from RefSeq and is a predicted model, not a curated record.